CCAACAAGUUGCCAGCAAAGCAAGAAAUCAAGCCCAGCCAAGCCAAGCCCAGACCCAUUCCAAGUCCCGCACCCCGGAAGUGAAAGCAGCAAAACGGCAGCCGUGGAUACCAACGCGCUGCGCAGCUCAGCCACUGUGAAGGUGCCCCCGCUGCCGCUGCCACCCCCGCCGCCGCCGCCCCUGACCACGUCGCUGACAAUUUGCCAGCCGCCGCCGCCCACUCCGCCCUACCAGAGGCUCACCAAGGCGCUGCAAUGCGAUCCACGCUGCGGCCACGAGGUAACUAUCGGCCGUCGCAUUGGCCUCUACAGAUUUUGUGGCGACAUCGGACGCGGCAACUUCUCCAAAGUCAAACUCGCUGUCCACCAGCUGACGCGUGACAAGGUGGCCAUUAAGGUGGUGGACCUAGAUCGAGCGGGUCUCGAUGCCAAGGCGCUGCGCAUGCUGUCCAGCGAAAUAGCCACUCUCGAGUGUGUUCAUCAUCCAAAUAUUUUGAGGCUUUUCGAGGUGGUUGAGACUUUGGGACGGGUCUACCUAGUCACUGAGUGGAUUCGCGGCGGGGAGCUCUACAACCACAUCACUCAAGGUGGUCCUCUGAGGGAGAUUCAUGCGGCGCCUUUGUUGAAGCAACUCUUGCUGGCCGUAAAACAUAUGCACAGUCUGGGUUACGUGCAUCGCGACAUCAAGGCGGAGAAUGUCCUGCUCCUCUCGGAAGAUCGUCUCAAGCUGGCCGAUUUCGGUUUCAGCACACAACUUAUCAAUGGUGCCAAUCAGAAGCUCGACACGUUUUGCGGCUCGCCUCCGUACGCGGCGCCCGAGCUCUUCUCCGAUGACCAUUACAUCGGUGCUCCAGUGGAUGUAUGGGCCCUGGGCAUCCUGCUCUACUUCAUGGUGGUGGGCAACAUGCCCUUCCGGGCACCCACAAUACCCGGCCUCAAGGCGGCCAUACUCAAGGGUGACUACCUGCUGCCCGGUCAGCUAAGUUUGCCCUGCAUAAGACUUAUACAACGUAUCUUGAUUCACAUACCCGCUCAUCGGCCCACCAUCGAUGACAUGCUGAACAGCCAGUUCGUGACCUGUCCCAAGCUGAGCGCCGACUUGAUGCAGUGGGAGAUAAACCAGCACAGCAAGCCGGCAAAGAGGUCGAUCUUCUGGGUGCGCAGCAAGUCACACAGGCUGCGGAAGUCUGCCUCUCUGCGGGAUCGGUACGCGGAGGUGGUCAAGAAGCCGGCCAUUAGUAUGAAUACGCGGCAGCAGGACGAGAUGUUCGUGCAGAACUUCCUGCAGCCUAUCGAGGUUGGUCACGAGUUCCUGAUGAAGGAACCGCCGGUGCCUGUCGAGCAGGCCAAACGUCCAACACGCAGGUAUUUGCUUUGUGGCAGUCUCAAGAAGAAGGUCACACCCCUGGAAACAGAGCCGGAGAAGCAGCUGUCCAACGGUGUUCAAUGCUCCUCGACCAAGAUCAACCCUUGGAAUAUUCAGGUGGCCGAGGACUGUCCACUGUUCAAGAACUACGAUGCGGAGACGGGCAGCUGCAUUAUGCUGCCCACGGCCACCGAGGAUCUCAGCCAGCUGGGAGCACUGGAGUUCGAGGCCAGGCAACUGCUGGCCGAGAUGGGACUCUCCUCCGAGAUGCUGAUCAAUGCGAGGCAGAGUGGUCCCCGUUCGGACAUCAUUGGCGCCUACCGGAUCGUGGUCAACAGACUCCAGAAACAGUCCUGGCUAGCACGGAAGCACGUGGAGAUGGCUCUCCAUGUGGAGCCCAAGGCGGAGAAGCGGAUUGAGAGAUCGUGCUGCAUACUCUAAGGCAUGCGCAGAUACAUAGUUGUUGAAUGUUUAAAAUACUACUCACCCGGUUCUGAUGGAUCUAUGGGUUCCCCUUGAAAGGGAAAGGCAAACGUCGCAUUGAUUAGGCUCUGAAAAAAUCAUAAUUAGAUGAUUUCGGCAUUAGAAACCAGAUCAUUUUUAAACUGUGCCAGAAAAUAAGCAACGAAUGAGAUUACAAAUAGAUAUAUAUCACAGGCAGUUCCCUAACUUAAAAUGGAAAUAAAACACGAAUGAAGAAAAAUGAGUUCAGGCUAGAAGUUGCAGUGAAUCAAAGUUUGCCUUUCCAUGGGGACUAAGACCCAAGAGAUCACACAGAUCAAGCCCAAUUAGUGUCAAUUGUAAGCUGCAUAGGCCCGAGUUUGUUGUUAACGUAGAUUUCAACAUUUCUUGUCCUUGGUUUGUUCAUUCGAGAAAGUUCCUUAUUCUU
This is a messenger RNA of Drosophila serrata, 2254 nucleotides long. RefSeq lists its product as uncharacterized. Gene Ontology annotation, cellular component: cytoplasm. The record is from RefSeq and is a predicted model, not a curated record. Gene Ontology annotation, biological process: microtubule cytoskeleton organization; protein phosphorylation; intracellular signal transduction. Gene Ontology annotation, molecular function: tau-protein kinase activity; ATP binding. Lineage: Eukaryota; Metazoa; Arthropoda; Insecta; Diptera; Drosophilidae.